This is a messenger RNA of Paramecium octaurelia, 2127 nucleotides long. The record is from the annotation of a GenBank genome assembly. NCBI's taxonomy places the organism in Eukaryota, Ciliophora, Oligohymenophorea, Peniculida, Parameciidae.
UAUAAACAUUAUGUAUUGUGCAGAUAAUUAAAUAAGUUGCACAAUUAUAUAUGCUUUGAACAUAUUUGGCUUGCUUCUUGUUUUGGGAAUAUUGUUCAAAAGCCGAGAAUUCUAUUUAAGGGAAUGGAGAAGAAUAAGACAAGUCAUCAAAGAUUAUACAAUGUAAGAAUAAAUAAUUAGUUUAUCGUAGAGAUUAUCGAAGUGGUGGAAAUUUUCCAAUAUUCGCAAAGUUUUUAGGCGUGUUAUUAGGAUUUUGUAUCUUAAUAUUGGCAAGCAUAGUUUCUGUAUAUAUUUUCAUAUAUCAAAGAUAAUUCUGUGGGACACUAGUUUCGGGUUCAUGGAGAUAUCCAAUGUGUUUUUGUGGACAACCUGUGCUUUCCUAUUUUACAUUGAUUAUCGCUCUAUUUUCAAGUUUUCAAAGUAUGAAAUCCUCUUUAUAUAAAGAUAAUUACGACUAGCUUUAGCUAUUAUUCUCAUUAUUUAAUUUACAUCAGGUUUAGUAUUUGGAAUAGAGAGAAAUUUGGAAAAAGAAAAUAAAGGACUUGAUGAUUUAACUGUAGAGGCAUCAGUCUAUUUGUGUAAUUUCAUAAUCGUGCUUUUUAUUAAUAUAAUAAGCUUAUUCUUUCCAAAGUUUGAAUAUCAAAAAUUAAACAAGAAUAGCGAUGAUAAUAAUUUUAUUAGCAUCAAUACUCUUUCACAUCAUUUGAUUAGUGAUGAAUCAAUCUCUCUUUAAACGUAAAAAUAGAACUAUAUCACCAAUUCAUCAAGUUAAAGACAAUCAAUAUCUAAGAAUCCAAAAAGGAAUCAAUCAUUUAUAGAUUAAAUAGAGGAGGGCAAAAAGGAUGAUUAAAAUUCUUUGGGAUCUUCAAGCAUAUAAAAAUUAAAAUAGGAACAGUCAGGAUUGAUUGAUCUAACUUAUGGAUUAAAGAAGGAAGAAGAGGCUAUUUAAAAGGAGAAGGAACAAAAGGAAUUGAUGAGUUAAAUUUAGGACAUGCAUAAAUAGUUAGAUGAAAAAUUAAACAGAUUUAAAUAAGAUAGUGAAAUCAAUCAAUAGGAAUAAGAGUAAUCUCCUGUUAAGGAUAAGGUGCAAAAGAAAAAUACUUAAGAGUUAACCGAGCUUUCAGACUAAUUAAAUACAUAAAAAUAACCAGAGGCUAAUGCAAAUUAAAAAUAUGAAAUUCAGAGCAUAAAGAUUGAAGGAUUUGAAGAGAUUAAGAAACAAGGAAAAAGAUUCAUAUAUUUUAAGAUAUUCUACUUUUCAAAUUCUAAAUAAAGACAAGUCAGAACUGAACAUAAUUUGAAAGAAUUUCAAUAAUUAAGAUAUGACUUAUCAUAAAUAUAUGUUAAUCACUCAUUCCCAGAAAUACCUGAGAAAAAACCCAAUGAAAGGUUAACAGGGAAAGAUGUUGCAAGUAGAGGAGAGGCUCUUGAAAAGUUCUUAUAAUUUAUAGUUUAAAAUUAGAUGUCAUGCCCAAAAUUAGAUAAAUUUUUAGAGGAAACCUCAGGACCUGUUCUUAUUGAAGACGAAAGUAAAUUGUUUUCUUAAAUUUUAGAAGAAACAAAUAUAGAUCAAGUAUUGAAAGAUAAGUCAUUUGAUGACUUCCUAGAAAUUAGAAAGGGAAGCAUAACUUCUAAGUAAAGUUAUCUAGAUAAAGACUUUAAUGAAGAGAGUUUUGAACCAAAAAGUAGUUUCAGUUCAUCCUAGUAUGACUAAACAUCAUAUUUCUCAAAAAAUCCUGAUCGAUUUUAAUCUAAUACAUCAUCAGGGAUGGGAAAUGGUCAUAAAUUUAUUAUUAAGGAAGUUAAAACCGCUUAAUAAAUUACUGUAUUAAAUAAUAAUAAUAAAAUAGUAUUAUAAAAUUGAGGGAUCAAUAAAUGGUCAAACUGUUGCAACUGUUUAAAGAAGGUAUAAUGAUUUUAAAGAUUUGUAUAAAAAGGUUAGAUUAUUAUUAAUUUUAGCUUUAAGAAAGACAAUAUUAAAUCCCUAUUUUACCAAAUGAACCCGUUUAAAAAUAGUAAGAUGUUAUAGCUUAUAGAUAAGAAGCUUUAGCAUAAUUUUUAAAUGCCUUGUAUUAAAAUAAAUCAGUAAAAACUAAUAUGGUUUUUAAAGAAUUUGUGGGUAUUUGA